This is a messenger RNA of Penicillium malachiteum, 468 nucleotides long. RefSeq lists its product as uncharacterized. The transcript is spliced from 2 exons. The record is from RefSeq and is a predicted model, not a curated record. Gene Ontology annotation, biological process: proteasome assembly. The coding region runs from base 1 to 468 and encodes 155 amino acids. NCBI's taxonomy places the organism in Eukaryota, Fungi, Ascomycota, Eurotiomycetes, Eurotiales, Aspergillaceae.
AUGGCUUCUCUACAAGAUUCACUACAUGACUCUUUGAGUAACCUCCCGUUUCCUGCUGGGAGAAAGCAAACGGCGGGUCUAGUAGAUGGAGUCAAAACGGAUGUUAUGAUUAUGAACUUCAGCGAUAAGAUCAUGGUGACGAUCUCUCAAGAAGGCCGACUUGCGCAUUGGCUACAUGUUCCACUUGGAAACAACAACCCAGGAACUGACGGCAUGCAUACAUUAUCCGAAGACACAGAUGACAGCUUGUUACCCCUCAGUGGGUUAACAGCAACUUCUUUACUCGGAGGCCAUGCACCUGGUCAAGAUACUAUUGGACAACUCUUAGCUCGUCAAAUUGCGACUGCUAUUGCAACAAAGGCACCCGCCGAGAAACGACUGCUCGUUGUGGGCCUUGGACUGGGCAAAAUUGGUGCUGAUCGCGAAUCCUUCUUUUCAAUUGUCGACCUUGUCCUGCAAUGCAUUUAA